ACGUGGAUUGAAACAAAAAAUAUUGGUUGAAAGAAAAAGAUACUCUAUCGAUAUUUUGUAUUCUAUGGAGGAACCUAUGGUAUCUUGCUCAAGUGGUUAUAUAGUGGAAUUCAGCACUGCGAAAUUCACUCUCAGAACAGUUGUCUCUGAUAUGUUAGCCUGGCAUGGCGUUCUUCCGAACAUCAACCCCUAAAGAUGUUCCUGAACAGGUAUCCCUGGUACGUCAAUCAAGUGUAUAUCAGGGCCAGAAAUCAUGGGUUGAAAGAACUUUUUUAAAGCGUGACUGCAUCAAGUUUAUACCUAGUCCCAAAGAUUCUGCAAAGUGUUGUUGUGGAAGACUAGAAAAUUGGCAUGACACAGUCCCUAAACAGCUAGAAGUACCCCAGGGUCCAGAGAGAUGGCAUCCAUAUGCACAUACUGAAUCCAAACCAACAGAUGCCUAUGGUACAAUAGAAUUUCAGGGAGCACCUCAUCCGAGCAAGGCACAGUAUGUUAGAUUGAGUAGCUUCGACAGUAAACCAGAUCAAGUUUUACAGUUGCUACAGAAACACUGGGGACUAGCAUUACCAAAGUUACUUAUAACAGUUCAUGGAGGAAUAUUGAACUUUGACCUUCAACCUAAGUUAAAGCGAGUAUUCCGUAAAGGGUUGUUGAAAGCUGCCAGAACAACAGGUGCUUGGAUCAUUACUGGAGGCACAAAUACAGGUGUUACCAGACAUGUAGGAGAAGCUAUUAGUGAUAGAACAACGAAAACCAAGAACAAAGUUGUAGCUAUAGGACUGGCACCGUGGGGGAUUGUGGAGAAUAAAGAGGAUUUAGUCGGCAAAGAUCUGACUGUUCCUUACCAUUGUGUUUCUGCUAAUAAGUCCAAUUAUGCAGUUCUUAACAGAUCUCAUUCUUACUUCCUGUUAGUGGACAAUGGAACUGUGGGAAAAUAUGGUGGAGAAGUCAUCUUUAGAAAGAGGCUGGAGAAAUAUAUUGCACAACAAAAAAUUUCAAUUGCUAGUGGUGUAAAAGGUCGAGGUGUCCCAGUGAUAUGUGUAGUAUUAGAAGGAGGUGCGAACACAAUACGUUCUGUGUUAGAGUAUGUUACAGACACACCCCCAGUACCUGUUGUGGUGUGUGAUGGGAGUGGCAGGGCUGCUGAUUUGCUGGCAUUUACACAUAAAUAUACUCUGGACGAUGGAACUAUGCCAGAAAGUUUACGUGACCAGCUGAUACUGACAAUACAGAAAACAUUCCUUUAUAACCAGGAACAAGCAGAGAAGUUAUUUAUAGAGCUGAUGUUAUGUGUUAAAAAGAAAGAACUAAUAACAAUAUUUAGAAUGGGAGAAGGUGCUCAGGAUAUUGAUUUAGCAAUUCUAACAGCUUUACUUAAAGGAACAAAUGCCAGUGCUCCAGACCAGUUAAGUCUUGCGUUAACAUGGGAUCGGGUAGACAUUGCACGUAGCCAUAUAUUUGUAUAUGGACAAGAAUGGCCGGAAGGUUCUCUAGAACAAGCCAUGAUGGAUGCUUUGAUUAAUGACAGAGUUGACUUUGUUAAGCUGUUAUUAGAGAAUGGAGUUAGCAUGAACACUUUCCUAACAAUAGCUAGGUUAGAGGAACUGUACAACACUAGACAAGGUCCAUCAAACACACUUCGAUAUCUAGUCAGAGAUAUUAAAAAGCAUGUACCCUCCAAUUAUCACUACACUCUGUUAGAUAUUGGUUUAGUUAUAAACCAUUUGAUGGAUGGAGCCUUCAGAUCCACAUAUUGUAGGAAGAGAUUUAGACAGAAAUAUAAUGCUAUUAAAAGAAAUCUUCCAUCAAUAGCUGGUACCGUGGGCAACAUGGGAAACCUUGUAACAAUGUUACCUGUUAUCAUCAAUACAAAGGGAGCACAGGAAUUGUUCCCAUAUCCGUUCCAUGAUCUCAUGAUCUGGGCAGUCCUGAUGAAGAGACAGCAGAUGGCUUUGUCCAUGUGGCAGCAUGGUGAAGAGGCUAUGGCAAAAUCUCUGAUGGCAGCUAAGUUGUACAAAGCCAUGGCACUUGAAGCUGACCAGGACGAUUUAGAAGUAGAUAUUUCUACUGAACUCGCGUCAUAUGCUGAUGGAUUCCGAAAGUUAUCACUAGAACUGUUGGAACAUUGCUACAAGAUAGACGAUGACUAUACUCAGCAAUUAUUGACCUAUGAACUGAAGAACUUCAGUGAUCAGACAUGUCUAAGUCUAGCAGUGGCUGCCAACCAUCGAGCUUUUAUUGCUCAUACAUGUUGUCAACAGCUUCUUAACGAAAUGUGGAUGGGUGGAUUACAGAUGAGGAAGAAUAGCAGCUUAAAGGUGAUCAUGGGUGUCCUGUUUCCUCCAGCCAUUCUAUGGUUGGAUUUCAAGAGUAGAGAAGAACUACAACUUAUGCCUCAAACAAUGGAAGAACAUUUAGAUGAACUGGAGUCGGAAGCCAGUGAUGCGGAGAUGUCGUUCUCUAUCAAUGAUGAGCAGGAUAUGUUUUCGGAUGAUAUGAAUAUCGGGUCCAGUAAAGAGUCCAUUGCAAAGACACAAGACAAACCAGCCAAUGGGAAUCUGUCUCGACAAAACUCUCAGAUGACCGAUAAUAGCAAUAAUUUAGAAUACUCUCGUUUUGUUCUCAGGAAAAAGAAAAGUACCCUUCGACUUGGGAAGAAAAUUUAUGAAUUUUACAAUGCACCUAUAACGAAGUUCUGGUUCUAUACUAUACUUUAUGUGUUUUUCCUUCUUUCCUAUAUGUACACAGUAUUAGUGAGGACUUACCCACUACCAAAUUGGCAGGAAUAUUUCAUGAUGUGUUAUGUUUUAACCCUGGCAUUUGAGAAAUUUAGACAGGUUAUAGCAGCUGAACCAUCAAGGUUUUGGAUGAAACUGAAAGUGCACUACAGUCAGUUAUGGAACGUCUGGGAUAGUAUAGCCAUUUUGAUCUUUAUGAUUGCAGUUGGGUUACGAUUCCAUCCUUAUACUCUACAAUCAUCCAGGGUUGUUUACACAGUUAAUAUAGUAUUGUGGAUAAUGAGGAUUUUAGAAAUAUUGUCUGUCAACAAGUACUUAGGACCUUAUCUUAAAAUUAUAAGCAAACUUCUGAGAGACAUGUCAUAUUUCAUCAUCAUUGUGACAUUAGUUCUGAUGAGUUUUGGUAUAGUACGACAAGCCAUACAUUUCCAGAACGAGGAAUGGCGUUGGCAUCUUGUUAGAAAUGUAUUUUUCUAUCCUUAUUGGAUGAUAUACGGAGAAUUGUUUGCCGAUGAAAUAGACACAUGUUAUGAUGAAGAGCGGCAUCCUGAUGGUUGUACCUAUGCUGCUUGGGUUGCUCCAUUAUUGAUGACACCUUAUCUGCUAGUAGCCAACAUAUUAUUGGUUAAUCUACUCAUUGCCAGGUUUAAUGCAACUUUUAUUCGGAAUAAUGCUCAUUCAGAAGCUAUAUGGAAAUUCCAAAGAUACCAGCUGAUUUUAAACUAUGAACUUCGACCCCUACUACCUCCACCAAUGAUUAUGUUCAGUCACAUUUUCCUGUCUUUGAAGUUUAUAGUGAGACGAUGCAAAGGAAAGAGGGACUUAUUUGAUAAUGGACUGAAGUUGUUCUUGUCACUUGAGGAUACAGAGAAGUUACAUGACUUUGAAGAAGAAUGCAUGGAAGACUUCUUCAGAGAUAAAGAACAAAAGUUUCAAUCAUCCUCUGAUGAAAGAAUAAGAGUUAUCAAUGAAAGGGUUGAGGGUAUGGCAAUGAGAAUGGAUGAUUUUACACAGAAGGAAAAUAAUAUCAAGUUAUCCCUACAGACUGUAGAUUAUAGAUUAAGUAAACUAGAAGAUUUAUGUAUCCACACUUCAGAGAUGACACAACAAAUUAGGAACUAUAUAGCAAGGAGCUCAAGAAAUGUCAGUGCAUCAAGUUCAGGAAGUCAUGGUCGUUUAGAAAGUGAAGAUGAAUCUGCACAUGAAUCCAAUGAUUUCACAUUUUAUCAAGAUUUAACUGUACGAGCAGAUACUGGACAGGGUAGUGACAAAUCUUUAAGUGUAACAGAAGCAGCUCGCAGUUUACCUUCACCUCUAUUAGUGCAUUCAAGGAGACCAUUUAAAGAUGACUUCCUUCGCAAAUAUACAGAUUAUUCAGUUCAAGCUUCUCCGAAAGUGUCACCAAGACAUUCUACUGAAAGACAGUGGAGCCAAAAAAUCAGGAGAAGUUCCAUUCCAAUAAUCAGUUUAACAUCAGAAACCCAUUCACCACUACAUCUACGUAGACAUGUACCAGAGACCCUUACUGUAAAUGUAGAGAAAGCUAAUGUGUAUAGUCCUCAUGAAGAAAAGUCAAACAAACCGGAUUUAUUGGUUCAACAGAAGGUUGCACCUCAUUCAGCUGAAGUUGCAGUCAGCCAAGACUCUGAGGUGGACACUAAUGGCAAUGCAUCAUUGUAUUCUACAGCACAUCUUAGUUCUAGUAUGGUGCUGACUACAACCAACCAAUCAGAUGUUCCACGUGUAGAGGUGGAACACACAGAAGUUCCUGUAUCACAGAUUCCGCAUUAUGAAGAAAAGGAGCCAAUUCAUCCUCCAACUUCUCCUGAAAAAUUAUUUGUACAUUCAUCUUCAAUAUUUACAUAUCCAACUUCUGGUUCUUACACCACUUCAACAUCAGUAGUACCUAUUCUUACCUCCUUCAACACAGCCGAGUAUACAACGAUUACUGAUGAAAUAGACACAUCUUGUAUGAUUGAUCGUAGCCCGCCUGGUAGCCCUACCUCUGGUGGGGCAUUCUUUCCAGAUGGAUUUUUUGAUCCAGAUAAACAUCAGAAGAAAUACAACAAAGAGGCAAGAGAAAAAGAAUUCAAGAAACUAAAAAAUGCUGAAGAAACUGAACACCGUAAGAUGGAGAAAGUCAUUAGAAAUCGGCUUCGUCAGAUCUCUUUAGAUGAAACAGAUAGCAUCAGUGACAUUGCAAAGUUAGUAGUGACAGAACUAAACAUGACGGAAGAAGAACAUAACGGUCAUUUUGAAGAUGAUAAUGAAGAAUUGCAUAGCUCUACCGAAAGCGUUGUCGAUAAACUACAAAAACCAGUAGACAUAACAAUCGGUGAUUCAACCUCUGAUAUAGAAUCUUAGAGAAUUUAGGGUGCUAAUUUGUUAAAGAUUUUUAAGGACUUUAAUUAAUUAAUUUUGUGUUAGAAAGUCAUCUGGUAAUUUUUUUUGUUGCAAAGAAUUAUUUGGUUUUUAUUAUAGAAUGUAAUUGCAUAUUUUUAGUAUUCAAGGGAAAUUUUGGUUUUGUUUAGUUAGUUUUUUUACACUACAUGUACCAGCAUAACAAUGUAAAAAAUAUUACUGCAUAAGAAACCUGUUUUAUUUUCAUGCAAUAAUUAGGUCUUUAUCAAUUUUAAUUGCUUUGGUUUGGUUUAAACUUGUAGAAAAGAGGGGUAGAAAGGUAUGGUAAAGUACAGAUCAGAUUUUAUGGUAUCAGAGCUACUUAUAUAUAUAUUGAUGAAUUUGAAAAUGAAGGGGUCGUUAUGACAAAAGUCUGUAGUAUUUUAUUAAGAAAUCUUGUAAAAAUCAUUGUUUCGUUAUUGAAAAUCAUUGUUUCAUUUUUGAAAUUAAUAAUAACCAAAUGCACAUUCCAGGCAUGUACAAAGCCAUUACCGUGUUGUGAUGACCUGGUAGGAAAUAUUAUUACCUUGUUGUGAUGACAUGGUAGGAAAUAUUACCUUGUUGUGAUGACAUGGUAGGAAAUAUUAUUACCUUGUGAUGACAUGGUAGGAAAUAUUAUUACCUUGUUGUGAUGACAUGGUAGGAAAUAUUAUUACCUUGUUGUGAUGACAUGGUAGGAAAUAUUAUUACCUUGUUGUGAUGACAUGGUAGGAAAUAUUACCUUUUGUUUUGCUGGUUUUUCCUUUUACAUAAAAAGUCUUGUUAAUAUCAACCAAUUCCAAAAAGGUGACAAUAUUUUUGUUGCAAGUUUUAUACAGCAAACAUUAUUCCAUUUUAAAGCAUGUACUUUUUGUCAUCAUUCUGUUGAUAAGUUUGUUGAACCAUCAUGACCACAAAUCAGGUUGUCAUAAACAGAAGAUUUGAUUCCCCCCAGUACUCAGAUACAUAGCUUGUCAUCAAUGCAGGGAAAUCUUGCCUAGUUUCAGUAGUUAUUUAACCUGUUGUGUUCAUUUUCUUUACAUUGGUUUUAGUGAUGGUGUUUUAUCUGAAAUCUCAUUCCCCGAGAAGUUGAUUAUUUUCUUGUUUUAUUGUGUGCCAAAAAUAGAGAAUCUCAAUGCAUUGUGCAUGUUUAUAAAAGGCAUAAUAUUUCAGUUUUUUCUUCAGGAAAGGUGUUGAAACUGGUUGUAAAUGAAAAACAACCAGGCAUGGUUUUCUGUAUCCAUUAUAAAAUGAGUUUUCCCUCCUUUGUGCCAUUCCUUUGGUAAUAGAGCAUACUUUGAUAUAGGGCUAUCAAGUAAUGCUUCACAUCAAGUCAUUUGGAAAUAGAGCAAGCAUACUUCAAUAUAGGGCUAUUAAUUAGUGCUUCACAUCAAGUCCUAAUACCAUUUUACAAGAUAAUUCAGAAUCAGUCAUUCCCUCUAUUUAUUUUUAACUUUUGAAUAUAUUAGCAAAAUGAAAUAUAGCAAGAUUUUUUUCGAACAAGACUUUAUUUUAACUGUAAUGGACACAGAGAGAUCAAUUUCUCUGAUAUCGUGUUGUCUAUUAUUUUUAUUAUAAAUUAUUUCUGGGUAAGUCAUUACAAUUUGUUGCAUUGAAUUUUGUUAUUUGUGUUAAUUCCUGUAUGAGUUUUUAACUAGUCAGUUUUACAAUGCCUUCAUACAUUCACUACAGGUUAAUCAUUUAACAUUUUGUGAUCUAUAUAUUUAAGAGAGGUAAAAGAAAAAUACAUAUCUUAAAAAUUAACAUGAUUUGCAUUUCAUUAUGAUGCUGGCCAGUAAUUUUGUUUGUCAGGUAUUAAAGUCUGUUCAUUAAAACGAAAUGAUCAUAAUUACUUGGCUUGAGGAAUCUGAACAGUUAGAAGUAGAGGUGGUUUAUAGAUUUGAAACUUAAUGCUUUAUAAACAAAGUGAAAAGUUUAAAUAUGUCCUUGACAAGCAUUGAACAAAUAGUCAAUUAUGUAAGUUUAUGUUCCUAUCAGACUGUCAAGCAGAGGAAACCAGGUUGAUCAAAGCAAUUUUAUAGUCAUUCAAUACCAUAAAAGGUCAUGUAUACAGUAUAAUCUUAAAUUUUAUAUAAUGUCCUUCAAUGUGACAUGGAGCAGAGAUUGGACCAGGGUCCUAAAAACAAUGAAUUUAAUGUAGGAAUAUUUAAAUGUAUCAUAAUACUUAAGAGGAUGUGAAAUGUAAUUUGAUUUAUCUAUUUGUGGUGCCAUUGCAACAGUUAUGACUGACAACACAUUUUUAGCUCAAAACACUUUCACACUUUGUACCAAAUGUGCUAAGACCAGUUCUUUAACACCCAAAUUUAGUAACAAAAAGAUGCAGUAUUUGAAAUUAAAAAGAAGGAUUUGAUUCUAUAGAAAGAAUCAAAGUGGGAAUUAUAAUGGCAAAGUCAAAUUAAAUUUAAACAAAAAAAUUUUCAGGAGAUUCAAUAUAAAUUUGUAGUACGUAAUUAUGAUACAUCACAUGACAAUUUAAUAAACUGUGAUACAUAAAGUAGACAAUGGGUUUGUUGAGAAACAGUUUGUGAUGCAAUAGGUAAUAGUUUUCAUUACCAUAAUUGUAUUUUAUUUAUGUUUAAUAUGUGCAUGUGUAUACUGAUCAAUUUGUUGUGAAAUUGUUUAACAUUUCUGUACAAAAACCAAACACCUAAGAUUUUAUUUUGUUACACUAUUUAUAUCUACAUAUUAUAUAUAUUUUUCCAGAUUUUUAAAAAAGCUAUAGCAUAUAACGGGUCAAUAUUUUGUCCUACACUAUCUGAUUUUUAACCUGUAUCUUGUAAUAUUUUCUUAUUGUCUGUUGAAGUAAGGGUCUGUUAAAAUGUAACUUGUGUUAUCAUAGAUUAAUUCAGGCUUUAACUUCACAUAUUAUAAAUCAUAUUUAUAUUUGUAUUUUUUUAUGCCCCCCGCAGUAGCGGUGGGGGCAUUAAUUUUUACCCUUGUCCGUCUGUACGUACGUCUGUAAGUCCCAUAAUUGGUUUCCGUUCUCUAACUUAAGUUUGCCUCAACCAAAUGUUAUGAAACUUAUACACAAUGCUUAUUACCACAAAACACAGAUCAAGUUUGAAUAUUGGUGGCGUCACUUUAAUCGUUCUAGAGUUAUGCCCCUUUAUAAAUGGAAAAAUUGCAAAAUUUUUAGUUUCCGUUCUCUAACUUAAGUUUGCCUCAACCAAAUAUUAUGAACUUAUACACAAUGCUUAUUACUACAAAACACAGAUCAAGUUCGAAUUUUAGUGGAGUCACUUUAACUGUUCUAGAGUUAUGCCCCUUUAUAAAUGGAAAAAUUGCAAAAUUUUUAGUUUCCGUUCUCUUACUUAUGUUUGCCUCAACAAAAUGUUAUGAAAAUUAUACACAAUGCUUAUUACCACAAAACACAGAUCAAGUAGAAAUUUUGGUGGUGUCUCUUUAACCAUUCUAGAGUUAUGCUCCUUUAUAAAUGGAAAAAUUGCAAAAUUUUUAUUUUCUUCUAAAUAUCAAGUUAUUUUUAAAAUUGGAGUUAUCUUCCUUUGUCCAUGAUUAUAGUUGAAUCAACUACUAUCAAUGAGUUAUACAAUGCAAUGUUUAAUUUUGACUUCUACUGAUAAAACACAGAUCAAGUUGAAUUUGGGUAGUGUCACUUUAAACAUUAUUGAAUUAUGCCCCUUUAUAAAUCGAAAGAUUGCAAAAUUUUUAGUUUCCAUUCUGUAACUUAUGAAACCUAUACACAAUAUUCAUUACAACAAAACUAAGAUCAGGUACAAAUUUUUUGAUUCCGUUUUCUAACUUGAGUUUGCCUCAACCAAAUGUUAUGAAACUUAUACACAAUGCUUAUUACUACAUAAUACAGAUUAAGUACGAAAUUUGGUGGCGACACUUUUACCAUUCUUGAGUUAUGUCCCGUUAUAAACAUAAAAAUUGCUGAAUUUUUCGUUUCCGUUCUCUCUAACUUUUGUUUGUCUCAACCAAAUGUUAUAAAACUUAUACACAACCGUUCUAGAGUUAUGUGAGUUUACAAAUAGAUAAAUUGCUGAACUUUUAGCUUCUGUUCUCUACUUAAGUUAGCCUCAACCAAAUGUUAUGAGACUUACACACAAUGCUUAUUACCUCAAAAUUUUUGGGUAGGGUCACUUUUACCGUUCUUCAGUUAUGUCCCUUUAUAACUAUAUGAUAUGCAAGCGGGGGCAUCAUCUGUGUCCACAUGUGGACACUAUCCACAUUUAUUGUCUUUGAAAUUACAAGAAGGUUUGUUUUUCCCCCAAUUUUAAACUCCAAUGAAAGCUCUUUACAUCAUUUUAUUUUACAUGUUUUUAUCCAUUUACUCCAGUUUAUGGAAUAAAUGUGUUUAUUAAGCUGAAUUAUUUUAAUUAUGAUAUAAAUUAUAUUUAUAAUCUACUUCAAGUUUACUCUACAAAUUUCACAUCAUAACCUUAUUUUUUGACCCAGUUAUGUCUUGAUAUUUAUACACUACUAAAAGAUCUGAAUUAACAACCACCUUGAUUUUAUUAGAAAUAUAUGAUUUACUGUAAAGCGAUAGAAAAAUUUUGAAAAUAUCUCUCACAUAAAUUUGAUCUCUAACAAAUAUCAGAAUAAGAAUUGAGAAAAACAUGAAAAUGAUACCUCGGGAACAUGUUUGUUAAUUAAAAAUAAACAGAAAAUGACCUUCAUACUUAAACCUUUAUAGCAUUGUUGUUAUUUUAAUUGAACUUGUUAUGACCAGUCAGCAUUGUUUUAAAAUACUGAUUAUGUAUACCGGUAAUUCUCUUUAUUAUUAUUAUGAUGUAAAUAUUUAUGGAAGUGCUACCCUGAUUUUAUUUAUUAAAAAUACCUGUGAUUAUUUAGAAUAUUGGAGCAAAUUUUUAUGCAAGUAUUUUUGAUCAGAUUUAUCAUCUAACGAACAAAGACAAUUAGCAAUUAAAAAGUGUGAAAUAA
Mytilus californianus (California mussel) is the source of this 10043-nucleotide messenger RNA. Its product is annotated as transient receptor potential cation channel subfamily M member 3-like. Lineage: Eukaryota; Metazoa; Mollusca; Bivalvia; Mytilida; Mytilidae. Bases 165 to 5102 code for a protein of 1645 amino acids. Gene Ontology annotation, cellular component: membrane. Gene Ontology annotation, biological process: monoatomic cation transmembrane transport; protein tetramerization. The record is from RefSeq and is a predicted model, not a curated record. Gene Ontology annotation, molecular function: monoatomic cation channel activity. The transcript is spliced from 27 exons.